UUCGCCACGCUGUUCCCGUCAUCGCUAGAGCUAUGAAGAUGCAUUUCUGCAUCCCGUUGUCCCAGCAGCGGCCAGACGCGAUGGGGGGCCGCUACGUGCUGUACUCCGUGUACCUGGACGGCUUCCUCUUCUGCAAGGUACGCUAUAGCCAGCUGCACCGUUGGAAUGAACAGCUGAGACGAGUGUUUGGAAACUCCCUGCCGCCUUUCCCGCCAAAGCACUAUCUGGCAAUGACGGCCGCCAUGGCUGAAGAGAGGAGGGAUCAGCUGGAACGCUACCUGCAAAAUGUAACUGCAGACCCCCGUGUGAUGAGAAGCGACGUCUUCACCGAGUUUUUAACCCUGGUACAGAUGCACACAUUGAACGUCACCACCAAGCAAGCCGCUUUGGAUGUGUUUCUGCCCAAUGGAAAGAGCAUUAACGUGGAGGUUCUAACGUCAGAUACAGCCGAAAGGGUCCUUGAGGUGGUGGCACAGAAACUUGGACUGUAUCCCGAGCUCUUGGGGUACUUCGGCCUGUUCCUCAUCCGGUGCUUCUCAGAGGGCAAGCUCUCUGUUGUGAAGAAGCUGGCUGACUUUGAGCUACCUCACACUGCUCUUCAGAGUUCCGAGGCGGAAGACUGGAAGAUAGGACUCAGAAAAUGGUAUCUGGACCCCGCCCUGGACUCCAUGCUGAUGGACUGCAGAGCAGCUGGCGACCUGCUGUACAUGCAGGCAGUGCAGGACAUUGAAAUAGAAUGGGUGAAACCCACACAGGUUCAGAGGGAGGAACUGAAGGCCCUUCAGGAGAAAGAGAAUCAAACAGAGUUUCUGGAGCGGUCCCAGGAGGUCUGGCACUAUGGGUACAUUCAGCUGGAUCCCUGUACCUGCAACCACCCCGAACCCGGCUGCGCGGUUGUACUUUCCAUUGGCAACAACGAGAUCAGCUGCUGUGUGACCCUGCCUGACGGCCAGACCCAGAACAUUGCUUUCCAGAUGAGCAGAGUAAAGUGCUGGCAGGUCACUUUCCUUGGAACUCUGCUGGAUACAGAGGGGCCCCAGCGAACUCUCAACCAGAACCUAGAGCUGAGAUUUCAGUAUAGUGAAGACAGUCAACAGCAGUGGUUCGUCGUUUACACCAAACAGGCUUUUUUCCUGAGUAGCUGCCUGAAGAAGAUGAUCUCAGAGAAGAUGACGAAGCUCGCUGAGGAGAACCCAGAAAUGCAGAUCGAAGUUCCAGAACAAGGCAGAAGUAAGAAGCAGCCGAACCAGCCGAAAGACUAUUUUAAUUUUCUGAGAAAAAGCAAGACGAAGAAAGUUGAGGACGACUGUGUUUGGGGGACCCUCACGGAAGGAGGUCUCUGA
Molecule: messenger RNA, 1343 nt
Organism: Chionomys nivalis (European snow vole)
Lineage: Eukaryota; Metazoa; Chordata; Mammalia; Rodentia; Cricetidae
Gene: Snx31
Product: sorting nexin 31
Exons: 14
Coding region: 33-1343 (436 amino acids)
Biological process (GO): intracellular protein transport
Cellular component (GO): early endosome
Molecular function (GO): phosphatidylinositol binding
Source: RefSeq, a predicted model, not a curated record